GAGAGGAGUAAAUUAUAGAUAUAUUUAUUACAUUUAAUUUAGUGAAACGCGUGUAUUUCUUUGUAUAACGCGGUGUCUUCGCGUCAUGGGAAAGCACUGCCGUAAAAGGAAAGCCUAAGUGCGCUGCAUUCCGGAACUAUUUUAUUCGGUAUGUAAACAGUGAAUAAUCUCUUCAACUAAAACAACUCAGGACAAAAAACAUUCAAUAUGUUAUCCAACGUUUUAGUUUGCGCAUGUCUCGCUGCAACUACAAUAGCAACACCAUUAAACAUGAAAAGAGAAUAUGUGUCCGAUCAUGAAUAUAGUUGGGAGCAUGAUACAAUCGGUGCUAGAGUACGUGAUGCUUUAUUAUCCACACAGCGCGCAAGGUAUGUCUUACUUAUUUUUAUUAUUAUCAUAAUUGACCAUUGUCAGUUGGGAACAAGGCACAGCUGCUGAAGCUUUGUUAGAGUUUAAUCAUGACAGAUUGAGUGUCUUCAACCCAAACUUUCUCAAUGAAAUUAACGGUACAGGUGAACUUCUCAAGUGGGCUGGAGAUAAAGACUUCGACUUCAGUGGCGAAGAUAUUCCUGUACAUACACUUUCAAUUGCUUGGGACUCAGUUGUUAGACAAAAUGAUGAUGGCCGUUUAGGUGUCAGAAUGGGUGGUGAUGUUGAUGGCUCAGCGAGCGAUCCAUCUUCAAUGGGUCCUGCUGUAUACCUAGCGUCAAAGAUCUGGCCAGAAAUUAAUGAAAGAGAAAACCUUGCCAAAGCAGCAGCAAAACAACUCAACUACACAUUGAAUACAGCGCCACGUUCAGAAAGUGGUGCAAUCUCCCACAGAACUGAGAAGAUUGCUUACUGGUCCGAUUCAGUUUAUAUGACGCCACCACUCAUUGCCUACGCUGGUGCUCUCAAUAAUGACAAAGAACUUCUUCGUGAAGCUUACAAACAAAUCAAACUUUACAGAGAAGCGCUCUUAUUGAAAGAAUAUGGUGUCUAUGGUCACAUUCUUGAUGUUAAUGGCACAAAGACAGAAUGGGAAGACGAAGGUGCUUGGUCAACAGGUAACGGAUGGAUUGCAGGUGGUAUUUCAAGAGUUUUGGCAACAAUCAAGCACUCAGAUUGUGAAGGAUUAGAUGAAGAAGUCCAUCACUUGAUUAAAUGGCUCUCUGAGUUGAUUCACAAUGCAUACAAAGUUCAAAAAGAUAGUGGAUUACUUCCAAACUACCUUGACAAGCCAUCAGAGUUCGAAGAAGUUGCAGGUACAGCAGCGAUCACAGCAGCUGCUUACAGAUUAGGUGCAAUUGCUUAUGAAGCCAUUGAAGAUGUGCUCCCCCAAAUGGAGAAGGCAUUCGAUGCUGCACUUGCUCGAGUCACUGUUAUGGGUAACAUUGAACCAACAGUAAAUGCACUCGAUUGGUCAGCCAAGGGUGUUAGUAGCCCAGAAUCUGCUUCAUUUGUCUUGCAAUUACUUGCAGCAAAGGAAGUUUUCUAAAUUUAAUGAAUGAUAGAAGGAACACUACUGAGACUAUAAUAAAGUGUAGAUAAAUAUAUUAUCUCACAUACGAACAAUACUUUUACAUCAUGUACAUUAUAAUGAUCUUGUAGAAAGAAUUUUUUAGAUAUACAUUACUGC
Wallemia mellicola CBS 633.66 is the source of this 1618-nucleotide messenger RNA. RefSeq names its product Six-hairpin glycosidase. NCBI's taxonomy places the organism in Eukaryota, Fungi, Basidiomycota, Wallemiomycetes, Wallemiales, Wallemiaceae. Gene Ontology annotation, biological process: carbohydrate metabolic process. The transcript has 3 exons. The record is from RefSeq and is a predicted model, not a curated record. Bases 641 to 1477 code for a protein of 278 amino acids.